This is a messenger RNA of Lycium barbarum (goji berry), 792 nucleotides long. RefSeq lists its product as uncharacterized. The transcript has 3 exons. Bases 1 to 792 code for a protein of 263 amino acids. The record is from RefSeq and is a predicted model, not a curated record. Lineage: Eukaryota; Viridiplantae; Streptophyta; Magnoliopsida; Solanales; Solanaceae.
AUGUUUGUUGGAGAUGCUUUUAUUACUUUCAAGUUGAAAAUGAGGAAGUUGAAAGUUGCUCUAUCAGUAUGGAGUAAAGAGACUUUUGGUGAUAUCUUUAAGCAAUUAACUAUUAGAGAGGAUAUUGUUAAGAUCAAAGAGCAGUUGUUUGAAGAGGAUCCCUUUGAAGUUAAUAGAAUGGUUUUUCAACAAGCUCAAGUUGAAUUCAAAAGAUAUAUGCAUUUUGAAGAAGAGUUUUGGAAACAAAAUGUUGGUGUUAAAUACAAACAGAAGGAGAUAGAAAUACAAGAUAGGGAUCAGAUUUCAGCAGCAGUUAUAGAUUUCUAUCAGCAACAAUUCUCUUCUGAGCUAACAUCAUCAGACUACAGCAUCUUAGAGCAUGUGCAGGAAGUUGUUACAAAGGAUCAAAAUGAUUUAUUAUGUUCUAUGCCAUCUUUGGAGGAAGUGCAUAAAGCUGUAUUUGAGUUAGCAGGUGAUAGUGCAUAUGGCCCUGAUGAUGUAUACAAUGUAUUUAAGGCUUUCUUUGAUGGUCAAACUCUUCCAAAAUCUGUCACUCACACUAACUUGGUGUUACUACCAAAGAAGGAAAUUAUUAACAACUUUUCUGAUCUCAGACCUAUGAGGUUAAGCAACUUCAUCAACAUGAUCAUUACUAGAGUUAUUCAUGACAGAUUGGAAUCUAUUCUGCAUUCCUUAAUCUCUCAGAACCAAUCUGGUUUUGUAAAAGGAAGGAAUAUUAUAGAAAAUGUGUUACUUACUCAAGAGGUUGUUGCAGAUAUUAGAAAGAGGUGA